AUGUCGACUUUAGAAUCGCAACAACAAAAUCUUUCAGCAUUACAAAGAUUAGAUAGUAAGAUAUGUGGUGUUUUAGGAACAUCAACACAUGUAACUGCCUAUAAAUUUGAUGAAUCUGUUAAACAAUGGUUUAGAAAAGAUAUAGAAGGUUCAUUAUUUAUAGUGAACACAACAGAAUAUCCAUAUUGUAAAUUAAUUGUAAUGAAUAGAUUAAGCACAAAGAAUUUAGUAGAAGAGAUUAAUGAAAAGAUUGUUAUUAGAAUUCAAGGUCAAUAUUUAAUAUAUAAAAAUAAAAGUGGUGAAAUCAAUGGUAUUUGGUUUUAUGAAGUAACUGAUCAAGAAAAGAUUUAUAAUUUAUUAAAAGAUCUUCAAAGGAAUCCACCACAACCACCACAAAUACAACAACAACCACAACCACAACAACCACAACAACAACAACAACAACAACAACAACAACAACCACCACAACCACAACAACAACCACCACAACAAAUGCAACAACAACCUCCAGGUACUAUGUCACCACAAGGUAUGAUACCACCUCCAGGUUUUAUAAUUCCACAAGGUGGUAUACCUCCUCAUCCACAAUUUAUGCCUCAAUCUCAUGUUUAUCCAUAUAUGAUGCAACCACAACAAAUUCAACCAAAUUAUAAUAAUAAUAGUAGUAAUAAUAAUAAUAAUAAUAAUAAUAGUAGUAAUAAUAACAGUAGUAAUAAUAAUAAUAGUAAUCCACCAACACCAAACAAACAAAAUAUAAAUGAUACACCAAUUACGCCAAAUACAAUAAUAAAUCAAAUUCAACAAAAUUCAACCCAAUCAAACAAUAGUAAUAAUAUCAAUAAUAAUAAUAAUAGUAAUAAUAUCAAUAAUAAUAGCAAAACUACUCCAUAUUCAACCACUCCACAACAAUUAUCACCAACAAUUAAAAAAGAAGUACCACUAUUAUCAGUAUUAAUGAAUUCAGUUGUAGUUAAAGAGAAUACAAUAACAAAAGAUCAAAUUAGAGAAACCUUAAAAAGAUUAGUGAAUGAUGAAAACUUUAUUGAUUUAGUUUAUAACUCUUACAUUAAUGAAUAA
This is a messenger RNA of Dictyostelium discoideum AX4, 1077 nucleotides long. RefSeq lists its product as hypothetical. The record is from RefSeq and is a predicted model, not a curated record. Gene Ontology annotation, cellular component: cytoplasm. The transcript is spliced from 2 exons. NCBI's taxonomy places the organism in Eukaryota, Evosea, Eumycetozoa, Dictyosteliales, Dictyosteliaceae. Bases 1 to 1077 code for a protein of 358 amino acids. Gene Ontology annotation, molecular function: enzyme activator activity. Gene Ontology annotation, biological process: deadenylation-dependent decapping of nuclear-transcribed mRNA.